Molecule: messenger RNA, 219 nt
Organism: Dicrocoelium dendriticum
Lineage: Eukaryota; Metazoa; Platyhelminthes; Trematoda; Plagiorchiida; Dicrocoeliidae
Source: the annotation of a GenBank genome assembly
AUGUCUGAAGGAGUUCUUGAAACAAAUUAUAAACACUUGAUUGCAAUAAAGCAAAUGGCUCUUGAAAAGUUUUGUGACAUUGAAAGACUUGGGCAAACUUAUCCGGAUACAGAGACCGAAGUUCCAGAAGCAGCAAGGCGUUCAAGGCACAACGAAUCCAGCCUUACAGGACCAGGGAGUACGUUAACCGCAAUAAACAAUUAUUUUGAGUUGCUUUGA